AUGUGGUACUCACUUGUUUCUUUGAUCCUGCUUGCGCAUACCGUUAGCGCAUGGCUUCCUCAGGAUCGCGACCUUGCUGCGUUUAACCAAACACUCCGAUUCGAGAAGCUUGGAAAACGCUUUAAGCCUUCAUUACCUAAUGGAGUCACCAAGAUCCGAGGUGUCAACUUUGGUGGAUGGUUAAUCUGCGAGCCAUGGAUGAUGGCUAGCGAAUGGAGCAAAAUGGGAUGCGAAUCAUCGGAUGUGUCUGAAUUCGACUGCAUGCGAAACCGCUACAGUGGUUCUAACCGUGACGCUGGCAACAAGGCUUUUGAAGAGCACUGGAAGACUUGGAUCAACGCCGACACGGUACAGUCCGUCCAUGAUGUGGGCUUGAACACCAUCCGCAUCCCGAUUGGCUACUGGUCGUAUACCGACAUCGUCGACACGUCUAGUGAGCCCUUUGCCGACGGAAAUCUCAUGUUGCCCUACCUCGACGCCGUUGUUCAGAAGGCUACUGACUUGGGCAUGUACGUCAUCAUCGACCUCCACGGCGCCCCGGGUGGUCAACAGCAGGAUGUAUUCACAGGCCAGAACCCGAAUCCCGCCGGCUUCUUCAACGAUUACGACUUUGGCCGUGCUGAGAAGUGGCUCACUUGGAUGACCAACCGUAUCCACUCGAACCCAGCGUACGCCUCAGUCGGCAUGAUCGAAGUACUCAACGAGCCAGUCUCGAAGCACGACAGCGGAAACCGGUACCCAGCCCCGGGCGAGGACCCAGGUCUAGUGCAGACAUACUACCCCGGCGCUCUCAAAGCAGUGCGCGACGCCGAAGCAAACGUAGCCGACGACAAGAAACUACACGUACAGUUUAUGUCAAGCAAAUGGGACUCAGGUAACCCGCGCGCAAACUCAGCAGUCGCCAACGACGCAAUGACAGGUUUCGACGACCACAACUACAUCGGCUUCGCUCUAUCAAACACAGGCGACCAGUCCAGUCUAAUGCACAGCGCGUGCACGGACUCACGACUCGUCAGUGGCCAGGACUUCCUCGUCACGGGCGAGUGGAGUAUGACCUCCGGCGCGGAUUGGUCCGAUGCGGAUUUCUUCAAGAAGUUCUUCACCGCUCAGCAGCAGCUUUAUGAGAAGCCCGGUAUGAGCGGUUGGAUUUAUUGGACUUGGAAGACGGAGUUGAAUGACCCUAGAUGGACUUACUCGCAUGCUACGGCACUCAAAUAUGUACCGACAGAUGCGGCUGGGCUUGAGAAUAAUGUAUACCAGGACGUCUGUGCUGGGUUUACGUAG
This is a messenger RNA of Hypoxylon trugodes, 1284 nucleotides long. RefSeq names its product glycoside hydrolase family 5 protein. The record is from RefSeq and is a predicted model, not a curated record. Gene Ontology annotation, biological process: glucan catabolic process. Gene Ontology annotation, molecular function: beta-glucosidase activity. Bases 1 to 1284 code for a protein of 427 amino acids. Lineage: Eukaryota; Fungi; Ascomycota; Sordariomycetes; Xylariales; Hypoxylaceae. The transcript is spliced from 2 exons. Gene Ontology annotation, cellular component: extracellular region; cell surface.